ACGGCACAGCUCGGCACGGCUCGGCUCGGCACGGCACGGCACGGCUCGGCACGGCUCGGCGCCGCCGCGGGAGCCCGCGCUGGGCUGCGGCGAACUCCGGCCGCGCAGGGGCCGCUCGGCCCGGUGGCCGCUGCCCGGCGGAAGCGGAAGCCGAAGCCGGGCCGGGCGGUACAAGCGGGCGGCGGCGCUGCCGGCAGCAGAUCGUGCUCGGCGGCGGGCAAAAAUGUCUGCAGCAUGCAGCUUCGUUGCACUCCACACUGGGCAGAAGAUGCCUCUCAUAGGACUGGGAACUUGGAAAAGUGACCGUGGCCAGGUGAAAGAGGCGGUGAAAUAUGCCCUAAGUGUGGGUUAUCAGCACAUCGAUUGCGCAGCAGCGUACAGCAAUGAAGCAGAGAUUGGUGAGGCUUUCCACGAAUGCCUUGGGCCCAAUAAGGUUAUUAAGAGGGAGGACCUGUUUGUAACAUCAAAGCUCUGGAAUACCAAGCACCACCCAGAUGAUGUGGAGCCAGCACUAAGGAAAACACUUGGAGACUUGAAACUGGAUUACCUGGACCUGUACCUCAUGCACUGGCCUCAUGCCUUUGAACGAGGGGACAAUCUCUUCCCAAAGAAUCCUGAUAACACGAUGCGUUAUGAUUACACUGAUUACAAGGAUACCUGGAAGGCUAUGGAGAAGCUGGUAGAAAAAGGUCUCGUGAAAGCCAUUGGGCUGUCAAACUUCAACAGUCGUCAGAUUGAUGAUGUACUAAGCGUGGCUACUGUCAAACCAGCUGUGCUCCAGGUGGAAUGCCAUCCUUACCUAGCUCAGAACGAGCUGAUAGCUCACUGCCAGAAACGAGGACUGGUUGUCACUGCCUACAGUCCUCUCGGUUCUCCAGAUCGCAUGUGGAAAAAUCCAGAUGAACCUGUGCUUCUAGAAGAACCUGGGAUCAAAAAACUGGCAGAAAAAUACAGCAAAUCACCUGCACAGAUCAUCCUCAGAUGGCAAGUGCAGCGUGAAGUGGUUGUCAUUCCCAAGAGCGUCACUCCUGCUCGCAUUCAGCAGAAUCUCCAGGUGUUUGAUUUCAGCCUCACAGAAGAGGAGAUGAGCCACAUUGGAAGCCUGAAUAAGAACUGGCGUUACAUUGUGCCAAUGAUUACGGUGAACGGAAAGCUAGUAGCAAGAGAUGCUGGACACCCCCAUUAUCCCUUUAAUGACCCCUAUUAACUACUCAGGAAUAACAUGCUUCUCUGCACCUUCUCCCACAAAGUAAUUCUUGCCACAAUUUGUCAAAAAUCCUGCCCAAAUAAGGCCUUCCUUCCCGAGUAGAUUUACUUACAAUGUACUGCUUCUAAUUGACCUUCUUUCUGGAGAUCCUGUAGCUUCCACGUCAAACUUUGUGGAUUGAUUACAAUGAGUGCAAGCUCGUUCCUGGAAGCAUCAAAUCUUUCGUGAUUUAGAUAAGAAGAGCAGGGGAGGCGAAGUCAAGUUCCAAACACAUAAUUAUCAGGUUAGGGCAAUACUUUGGCUUUACUGCCUGUGAAACAGUUUUGAAAUCUUCAGUUAUUACCAUGAGGAAAAACAAAAAGAAGAGGGAAAGGCGUGAAAGCGUUUUAAGACUAAACAACUCCUCAGCCGUUUACUUUGAUAUCUUUAUUAAUAUUUUUAUACAGGGAAUUAACUGAAAUGUGCUACAGUUGUGCUAUGUCUGUAAGCCAUUCAUUAAAACCCAAGUAACCAGCCAUGCCCAGUGCUUUUUAUCACCUUUAGAGUACUUGUGGGACUUAGAAAUCUCUCUUCUCUGUUUUCUUUUUAAUUUGCCUGUAGAUUUGAGGAGAAUAAAUGCAUACCCUGGAGCAGGCCUUCGGGGCAGUCAUCUCUGCUUGUCACUUGGAUAGGUUUCAGCUCUGGCAAUAGCUCUGAUUGUCCCAUCACAAAAGCCUCAGGAACUUUUUAGAAAACCUUGUAGGAAAACGUCCUGCUUUUACUGUAGAGUUGCCCGGUGUCCCUGUGCCAAAGAUGUCCAGUUUGAGUUGUGGAAGGUCCCAAAAUUAGUUCCUGACUAUACGGUAAGAGCAAAGACCUGUCAGAUGGCCGCUUCCAUUCUGAUGUUGCAUUUUUGGCUGCCGCUUGGGAGAACUGGACCUGUCUCCUGCUGCCGACCUGCUGGUACCACUGGGCAAGGCAAGUCCGUUGUGUUCUGUGCCUCUGUCUUCCCAUUUGCCACGUCUCUGUGUUGCUCCCUGACAGGAACUAAUUUACUGAGCGCUGAGCAGCUCCAGCACUAACAACGUUUUGUUUGAGUCUCUUAAUGGAUUGUGGAGCCACCUGAGUACAAAGGGCAUGAGGUGUUAGCACCUACCCAUGCUCUGAGGGUGAUACCUUCUGUGGCCUUAGCGAUGUUAACACUUUAUUUUGUGUUUUUCUACCUGUAAAAUAGGAUUAAUGCCCAUUUGCAUAGACACAGACAGGAUAGCAAGGCAGAGUUUCUAAAGGCCUCUUGGAUUUAAAGCAAAGGAACUCUUUGAGAUCUGUUGAUGCCAAACACGGACAGUCAUGAGCACAACUCCAUUUGCUGAUGGAUAAAGAAAGCGUAACUGACUGUAAGUGAAAUAAACAACACUUUUUAAUCUCAUAGCAAUAGCGAAGAUAGAAGAAUAAUCUUCUGUAUUCAGAUGGCUCAACAAUUAAGAACCGGAUUAUUUUAGUUUUAAUAACCUCAUUUAUAGUAGGCCUAUAGUAAAACUGUGUAUUCACCUUGAGUGUAAUGGCUCCUCGAGUAUUUCCUGCCCUGGGCCUCUCCGUGUGCAAACCUGCUUAUCACUCUUUGUAAUCCUUAUGUAAAACCUCAUGAAUUUCUGUUCCUCAGUGGAGUGUUUCCCAAUUCCUGCUGAAUUUACUGCAGUGGUGAAAGCCACUCCAGCUCAGUUAGGAUUCUUUACUAAACUGGAUUUUUCCUUCUAAGGGAAAUGCAAUCCCUGUUGUUUUGUUAUUAUUCUAAUCAAACAUGGGUGACUUUGAAUACGGUUCUUCCUGCCAUCACUAGGGAAGCAGUUUAACUUUGAAUGUGCUGUGUAGAAUGUUAACAGCAGUCCUGCCAGGAACGGUGGCUUUUGUUGCAUGUCGUAAAUAAAUGCUGUAUGCAUUGUA
This is a messenger RNA of Columba livia (rock pigeon), 3130 nucleotides long. RefSeq names its product aldo-keto reductase family 1 member A1 (gene AKR1A1). The record is from RefSeq and is a predicted model, not a curated record. Gene Ontology annotation, molecular function: aldose reductase (NADPH) activity. Gene Ontology annotation, cellular component: cytosol. The transcript has 9 exons. Gene Ontology annotation, biological process: aldehyde catabolic process. NCBI's taxonomy places the organism in Eukaryota, Metazoa, Chordata, Aves, Columbiformes, Columbidae. Bases 224 to 1207 code for a protein of 327 amino acids.